AUGCUCCAGCAAAAUUACGAUGGUUGCAAAAACCCAUUUGUGGUUUAUGGACCUGAACUUACUAUAUUAUCAUGGAACAAAAAAGAUAACACAUUAUCUAUGAGUUCUUCGGUUAACGCUACAAAUGUAGAAUGGUGUUAUAGUGAUUCAAAUUAUGAGGAUGCACUUACUAUUCAUCCAUAUUCCCAACCGGAUCAAUGUUUGGCCGCCCCUUUGAAAGAGGGAGAUCCCGUAUCUGUUAUUAAUUGUGUAGUCGAAAGUCAGGAGCAAUUAAUGGGAAUAUCAUGGACAUUAUAUGUCGGAAGUUAA
Entrophospora candida is the source of this 309-nucleotide messenger RNA. The record is from the annotation of a GenBank genome assembly. NCBI's taxonomy places the organism in Eukaryota, Fungi, Glomeromycota, Glomeromycetes, Entrophosporales, Entrophosporaceae.